AUGGACCAAGUGGCAAAAUGUCAUUCACUUCUUGUGCUCAUUUAGCACCUUAUUUGAACUAGAGGGUGGUGGGCUGUAAAUUAUGGCUAAUGAAAAAGUUUAUAAACAGAAGUUUGAAAGAUGAAAUCCCACAAAUGAAACUACUUUUUUUCUUUAUCUGUGUAAACUUUUGAUCAUCUGAGUGUCUUCUUUUACUGAAUUUAAAGCAAAAUUUCAUGAAAAGGUUUGAUUUUUAUGUUGUUUUCUUCAAUGUCUUUUGAUAUUAGUUAAAUCUUGAGUUUAUAAACAACACCCACCAAAUAUUUCUUUCUUACUAAUUCAUCACAGUGAGUUCAAUUCAAGAUUCUUGAACUUUGAUGAAGUUUUUCAAUUUUGUCACAGUUUGUUCAAAGAAUAAUAAUCUUUUGAAAAUUGAUCUUGUAAUAAAUUUGUUGUUGAAUUGGUGAAAGUGUUAAGGAGGUUUGGGUUGAGGUUUGAAGUGAUCUGGGAGAUGGGAUUGGGUAGUCUUCUUACUCCCACAGUCGGUCCACCGAUAAAAAAGCGAGCGGGUUUGAGAAGGAAACAAGCAGGAAGAGGUUCUUACAGGGGUAGUUAGAAGUUGCAAAGGGUAGAAAGGUCAUUUUAGUUUGUGUUUUGGGGGGUGGGGGUGUUCAUAGUUGGUUAACAUUAGUGGGGAAGAAGAUGAUGGGUGGUGGUGGUGAAUUGCACCAACAACUCAGGAAUCUAUGUUUUAACACUGACUGGAAGUAUGCUGUUUUUUGGAAACUCAAGCAUCAACCUCAAAUGAUGUUGAGUUGGGACGAUGCUUACUGUAACGAUAAAGAGAAAAACGACUGUUCGGAGAUCAACAACCGGUUCACUAACGCGAAUGACAACUUGAAGGACGAGUGGUAUCCACAAGAUCAUCUUGGAUUGGCUAUUGCAAACAUGUCUUAUCGCGUAUAUUCUAUUGGGGAAGGGGCCGUUGGACGGGUUGCAGCUACGGGUAAACAUCAAUGGAUUUCAGGGCUUCAACUUGUUAAUAGUUUGUGUUCUAUAGACGAGCAUUCUGACGGAUGGAAAUCGCAAUUUAUAGCCGGGAUCAGGACAAUCGUUUUCGUUGCGGUUGGUUCGUAUGGAGUUGUACAACUCGGCUCUUUAAAAACCAUCACCGAAGAUUUGAAGCUCGUGAACCAUAUUCGAGAGAUCUUUUUUGAGCUACACGACCCUUCUCCUUGCGUGACAGAAAUUUCCACAAGUUCAGGUUCAGUGAGAUUUCACAAACAUGUACGCGAUCAAGAUAGAACAGUGGAUAAGUGGACGAAAGUUGAAACGAUCACCGAUCGUCAAGAAAACGAAAACCCGAUAUCAGAUCUCGUCCAAUCUACAACUUGCAACGAUCAAAGCUGGGGGGAGUUCAUGCCAACAAUUUCAAACAGCGGAAUGCUAAAUAACCCAGAAACCGAAACUAACAAUUCUUUCAAGUUUCCUGCUGGAUGUGAGCUGUAUGAAGCAUUAGGACCCACAUUUUAUAAGCAGAACGAUUGUUUCGAUUGGGAAACGGUCACAACCGAGACCCUAACCGUUGACCAGACGGCUGGAGACACAAGAAGUACGCAUUCACAAAGAUCAGGCUCUGAAAACCUCUUAGAAGCAGUUGUUGCUAGUGUUUGUUGCAGUGACAGUGACACUAAAUGGUCAAAGUCAUCUGGUCAACCAGUCGUCAAACCCCUUUCACGGCUGCAACAGACUCCUAGUGAUUUGCAAACCAGUGGCUCGAUUUGUUACUCGUUUGAGCGUUCUUUACAAGGCUUCUCAUCGGCUAGUGUUAGUAGAUGCAGUGAGCAAAUAAACAGGCCCCGAGAACCGGCUAAGGCCGGUAAAAAACGAGCUAGACCCGGUGAAAGCGGUAAACCCCGACCCAGAGAUAGACAAUUGAUUCAAGAUCGUAUUAAGGAACUCAGGCAGCUUGUUCCCAAUGGAUCAAAGUGUAGCAUCGACUCGCUUUUGGAACGAACGAUCAAGCAUAUGCUUUUCAUGCAAUGUAUCACGAAGCACGCCGAUAAGAUCGAUAAAUGUGCUGAGUACAAGUUGCUUGGGAGUCAGGAGCAGGGUUCAAGUUGGGCAAUGGAAGUCGGGAACGAGCUAAAACUAUGUCCAAUAAUCGUGGAAAAUAUUGGCACCGAGGGGCAAAUGCUGGUAGAGAUGGUGUGUGACGAAGGUGUCAAUUUUCUGGAGAUCACUGAAGCGGUCAGGAGCUUGGGUUUGACCAUUAUAAAAGGCGCAAUCGAUGCGUAUGGUGAUAAAACAUGGAUGUGUUUCAUCGUUGAGGGGGAGAAUAACAGAAGUAUUCAUCGGAUGGAUAUACUGUGGUCCCUUGUUCAGAUACUAGAACUGAAGACAAAGAAUUAAGCUUGUGAUUUUUCUUGUAGAGUGGUUGAUUUUUUUGCGCUCGGUGGUUUGUGUUUGAUACCUACUGUUUGACUUCGCGGGAUUUUCUUUUCGGGAAAUUACCAAAAUAAUCAUUUGACCAGUCAAAUUACCAAAAUAGAAAACAAGCCGGCUAAGCCUCCAAAUUUGCCGGCUUAGCCUCUAUUUUGGAAAAGUCAAGGUCAAACAGUCAAACUUGACUAUUUUGGUAAUUUUCUCUUUUCCUUUUUGGUGUUAUACUUUGCUGCAGGAUUGAUUUUUGUGAAUUUGCAAACAAUUUAAUAGUGAUUUGCGGUU
Molecule: messenger RNA, 2706 nt
Organism: Helianthus annuus (common sunflower)
Lineage: Eukaryota; Viridiplantae; Streptophyta; Magnoliopsida; Asterales; Asteraceae
Product: transcription factor EMB1444
Exons: 11
Coding region: 682-2391 (569 amino acids)
Biological process (GO): regulation of DNA-templated transcription
Molecular function (GO): protein dimerization activity; DNA-binding transcription factor activity
Source: RefSeq, a predicted model, not a curated record